AACUGCAUCAACAAAUCGACAGGUUUCAGCCGGAAAUAUCGUUCCAGAAGUUCAUCCGGAGCUUCCUGUCACUUAAUCCACUUGUUGAAAGGAGGAGCAGGAGGUCGGGGAGGCGAAACAAGGAGUUUAGCGCAAAACUGUUCGGAGAAUGGCCGGUCCAGACGGCUGAAGGUCCCCCAAACGCUGCAGUUAAAGCCCCCAGCCGAAGACCAUGAUCGGUGUGAAGGAAGUUGGGGUGUUCGGCGCCUCCGUUGUUUUGGCGGGGGGAGUCGCCUACCUAAUCUGGAACCACGCACCGUUCUUCAGGCAGACGAACCCGCCUUCACCGACCGAAGAAAGAGUAGAAAAUAACAAAGAAGAAGAGCAGGAAAAAGGAGGACAAGAGCUCGUAGAAGAAGAAACGGUGACUGCGGUUAAAACUGAGAACACAUCCACGAGCCGGUCUGCGGUGACUGGGACUCAGGUUCUGGUUCUGGGUCUGGAGGGAUCCGGAAAGACGAGCUUGCUGCACUGUUUCUCCGGCAGCAGCUUGGAUAAGGACACGGAGCCGACGAAAGGAUUCAACGCCGUCUCCAUCAGCAAAGACGACCUGCACAUCGAGUUUCUGGAAAUUGGAGGUAAUGAAGACCUGCGGCCGUACUGGCAGAGGUACCUGUCCAAAGCCCUGCUCCUGGUGUUUGUGGUCGACUCCUCCAACCCUCAGCUGUUUCCGCUGGCGAAGAAGCAUUUAGACGAGCUGCUGAGUCGUCACUCCAGUCUGCCUCUGAUGGUUCUGGCCAACAAGCAGGAUCUUCCAGGUUCCUGCAGCAUCACGGAUCUCCACGAGGCCCUCUGCCUGUCUGAGGUUGGAGACCGCAGCCUCUUCCUCAUCGGUACCUACGUGAAGAAGGGCGACGUGGAGCUGAGCUCCGGCGUUCAGGACGCGCGGGAAAUGAUCCUCCAGGUGGUCUGUGACAGCAGAUGAAAGCACCAGCGAGGUUGGAUGAUCCAACCCUGUCGAUCAAAUCAGGUUCUCCACAUUUGUCGGGAUCAAAUCCAUAUUUCACGAGCAGUUUUUAUCUUUGGAUAAAUACAGGCUGAGGAUAUUCUUCAUCUAAUCAUUCGCCGUUAAAACAAAAACGCUAAAUCUCUGUUUCUAAGGGCUCAGAUCUUCUAAAGCUGAAUGUCAUCACGUCUUAUCUGCUGCUUUUAUUUCCACAUCGUUUCUGGAUGUUGGAAUCCUCAGUUGUAGGAGCGUUCUUCUGCCAGUUGGGGUCGCUAAUGUGCCGCUUUCCUCUCAAAGCUUAAGCCGACAGAUGACCGGUGUCUUACUGUUACUCCUGUGUGUGUGUGCGGUUCUGAUCCAGAGUUCGGUUUUGGUUUCAAUGAAUGUUGUGUGAUGCAUUUGUGGCUGUUUUUUCUAUCUGUUUUUUAAAGAAGAAAAAUGGGAUGAAAUAUGUCGUUUCUGUGACUUUUAGGAAAGUUUCUCAUGUUCCAAUAAAAUAACAUCUGCAGUUU
Oryzias melastigma (Indian medaka) is the source of this 1497-nucleotide messenger RNA. RefSeq names its product ADP-ribosylation factor-like 9 (gene arl9). The transcript has 4 exons. Lineage: Eukaryota; Metazoa; Chordata; Actinopteri; Beloniformes; Adrianichthyidae. Gene Ontology annotation, molecular function: GTP binding; GTPase activity. The record is from RefSeq and is a predicted model, not a curated record. The coding region runs from base 212 to 964 and encodes 250 amino acids.